Messenger RNA from Trametes versicolor FP-101664 SS1, 708 nucleotides. RefSeq lists its product as uncharacterized. The transcript has 10 exons. Bases 1 to 708 code for a protein of 235 amino acids. Lineage: Eukaryota; Fungi; Basidiomycota; Agaricomycetes; Polyporales; Polyporaceae. The record is from RefSeq and is a predicted model, not a curated record.
AUGAAGGCCUUCCUCGCUACUCUCACGGUGGUCGCCGCUCAGCUUGCUGCUGCACACUAUACGCUUCCCGACCUCAUCGCCAAUGGUACCACGGCCGCCGACUGGGUGUACGUGCGCACCACCCAAAACCACUACAGCAAUGCGCCGAUUACGGACGUCAACUCCACCGAGUUCCGUUGCUAUGAGCUCGACAUGAACGCGACUCCGGGGCAGACAUCUAUCGCCACUGUAGAGGCAGGCUCCACGAUCGGGUUCAAAGCGGACAACGACUUCUACCAUCCAGGGUACUUCUCGGCCUACAUGAGCCGCGCGUCUCCUGCUGCCAACAGUCCGGAGGCUGGGACCGGCCAGACCUGGUUCAAGAUCUGGGAGGACCCCCCAGUCUUCGAGAACGGGGCGCUCGUGUUCCCGUCCGAAAGCAUGAACGAGAUUACGUUCACUAUACCUAAGAGCCUCCCGAGCGGCCAAUACUUGGUCCGGGGCGAACAGAUUGCUCUGCACGUCGCUUCUAGCGUCGGUGGCGCCCAGUUCUAUAUUGGCUGCGCUCAAUUGAACGUGGUCAAUGGCGGCGACGGCGCGCCUGGGCCCCUGGUGUCCAUCCCCGGCGUGUACACUGGCUACGAGCCCGGGAUCCUCAUCAACAUCUACGACCUUCCUGCUAACUACCCCGGAUACACCUCCCCGGGCCCUGCUGUGUGGCGCGGGUGA